AGUAAAGGAGCAGCAUAUGAAACUGAGCUUGUGACUCUUAGGCAUCAGCUUCCAAUGACAACUGACAGAAACGACUGGAUUCCAGACCAUGAAACUACAGUUGGUGCGAAGUUUCUACAAAAGGUGCAGGAAAGCCCGCUGGUGCCAGCUGGCAUGGUGGGAUGUGUAGUUGUGACAGCCUAUGGACUAUACCGAAUGAAGAAGAGGGGAAGUAUGAAGAUGUCUGUCCACCUGAUUCACACUCGAGUCGCUGCCCAGGCCUGUGUGGUUGGAGCUGUAAUUCUUGGUACUGUUUACAAUAUGUACAAAGACCACUUCCUGAAACAGAAAUAG
Molecule: messenger RNA, 333 nt
Organism: Varanus komodoensis (Komodo dragon)
Lineage: Eukaryota; Metazoa; Chordata; Lepidosauria; Squamata; Varanidae
Gene: HIGD1B
Product: HIG1 hypoxia inducible domain family member 1B
Exons: 4
Coding region: 55-333 (92 amino acids)
Biological process (GO): mitochondrial respirasome assembly
Cellular component (GO): mitochondrion
Source: RefSeq, a predicted model, not a curated record